This is a messenger RNA of Capronia epimyces CBS 606.96, 984 nucleotides long. RefSeq lists its product as uncharacterized. NCBI's taxonomy places the organism in Eukaryota, Fungi, Ascomycota, Eurotiomycetes, Chaetothyriales, Herpotrichiellaceae. The coding region runs from base 1 to 984 and encodes 327 amino acids. The record is from RefSeq and is a predicted model, not a curated record. Gene Ontology annotation, molecular function: methyltransferase activity. The transcript has 3 exons.
AUGACUUACUUUGAUAAGGACAUGGAAAACCUGAAUCACCCGGCCGUCAUCCCCGUGGAUGAACGAUACGGUCGAUUCCAGUUCACGGAGGACGAGCUCGACGACGAAUCAUCCGCCUAUUCCGUAGCCUCGUCGGCACACAACUUCCUAGUCGAGAAUGGCAGGCGGUACCACGACUACAAGAACGGCCAUCCCUUCCCCUACGACGAGGUCUCGGAGGAGAACGAAAUUGUCCUUCACGAGAUGUGUCUGCUCCUCCUCGACAACAAAUACUUUCUCUCGCCCAUUAAUGAAUCCUCUCUGCGGUGUGUUGCAGAUGUAGGAACCGGAUUGGGUCUGUGGGCCGAAGGAAUGGCCGAGAAGUAUCCCGACACACAGGUGGUGGGAAUCGACACUGCCCCCCGUCCGAGAGCCAUUUACCCCAAUCUUUCUCACAUCAUGUUUGAUGCAACUGACGAAUGGGUCUUGGAUGACCCUUCCAUGAAAUUCGACCUGGUACAUAUCAGGUCUCUGUUUGUGGGGGUCAAGGACUGGGAUGCCUUGUACAAACAAUGUUUCGAUAACAUGAAUUCGGGCGCCUGGAUCGAACAGAUGGAAGUGGAGAUUGAGGCUUUGACCGACGACGAGGAGAUUCUACCCAACAGUCAGCUCCGGGCAUUGUGUGACUUUACCAGAGAAAUGUCGGCCGCAGCGGGAAGAGACUUUCAGAUCUCUUCGGCCAUGAAGAAAAAGGUCGAGGAAGCCGGCUUCGUGGAUGUGCAAGAGCAGAGACUGAAGCUGCCUCUGGGACCCUGGCCAACGGACCCGAAGCUUAAAGACGUGGGACGGUUCUACGAGCGGUUCUACAAGACCGGGCUACAAGGCUGGCUGUUGCAAAUCUGUACCCGAAACAUGGGCUGGACCUUGGACCAGGUCAACGACGCGUGCAUCAAGGCCUUUCAAGAGAUCAACUCCCGCCAACAGCACUUUUGGUACCCACUGUAA